AUGAUAUUUUUAAAUAUUACAAUUCUGAGUGUUCUAAUAUUGUUGACUAAACAAUUAAUAUAGGAGACUGAAUUAGAAAGUUAAGCAAUCUUUAAAAACUGCAUCUCUUCAGAAGGUGGAAAUUGCAAAUUAUGUCAAACCUAGACAUUUCUUUUUAAAUUGCCCUAAGACAAUAUCGAGUUGGGUUUGAAAGCAGGUACAAAAAUUUGUGUAGAAUGGUAAAUAUGAUAUUAAAUAUAAAACAGUCCAUAUAACGGGUUUCGUGAUGAUUAUAAUUUAUAUUGUGGAGAUUGUCUUGAUAAUAGUUAGACUUGGGAUUAGAGCCGAUUAUGCACAUAUGAUUAUAAGACAAAAUCAACAGAUGAAGAUUCAAUAUUUCACAAAGUAAAUAGAAGUGCAAAAUAAUUGUUUUAUGUUAUUGAAUCAGGUCAAAAAGAAGUAUUAAAUAAAAGUAUAAUUAGUAUGUUACUUCAAUGUGUGAAGGUUGUUCCAAUUUUUGUAAAUCAAAGAGUUAAGUUUGCUUCCCUGUGUCAUUAUAAUAUCAAUAUGAUAUAAAUAACCUUUAUAUCGAAUGUAUGGAGGGUAUUUAAAAAUUUGAAAAUAAGGAUUUGCUUAUAAUGAAGUAAGUGGUGGAUGUGAUUCUUGUCCAGAGAAUUGUUAGUCAUGUGAAAUAAAUAAUUUGAGAUAAAUAGAUAGUGAUGGAAAAGUUACAGUGAAAACAAAAAAGGAUUGCCUAAUUUGUAAUAAAGGAUUUAGUUUGAUGACUACAAGAGAAUAAUUAAAUAGUGUUGUAACUAAUAGUUAAUGUAUUCCAUGCUUUAGUGGUUGUAGUGAAUGUUUUUUUGGAAACAAUGAAGUGAAUUUAAAUACUGAACCAUGGGAUACUUUUAACAAUGUAGAUGGAUUAUUUUUACUACCAAAUAGUUAACCUAGCAGUAUAUUUUAUUCUAUUUUGGCUGUAAAAAAUAUAUUUUAAAGAUGCACUGAAUGUGUUAGUACAACUUAAAGCACUUAUAUUCCAUCAUUAGAUAAAAAGACAUGUGUUAGAUGUGGAACAUCAUGUAAAACUUGUGAAUACGUUUCUUAUACAUUAAGCAUAGAUAAAUAGUAAUUAUAAUGAUGAUUUUAUUAAUAGUCCAACUAGAAAUAAAAACACAGUUAUUGAAAUCACAGAUACAAUUGAAUCUGCCUAUGUUAUGAGAUGUAGAGAAUGUGAUUCUUAUCAAUAAACAUUUUUAGCAACAGGAGUUGGAUGUACUGAUUGUACAAUCCUAAAUUGUAAACUUUGUCAUAAGGUUGGUGAUCCUUAAGCUGGAGCAGAUGGAUCUUUUUCUACUCUAAAUCCAGAUUUCUAACCUUUAGAAAAAGAAGAUUUCACUAAAGAAGAAUGUUUAUUAUGUUAAGAGAACUUUUAUCUUAUUUCAAAUCAAUGUUUACCAUAUGAAGAUUAUGCUGCUGAUCCUAGUGAUUCAUAAACAAAUAUUCCUAACAAAUGUUUAACUUUUCAAAUUGAUUCAAAUAAUAAACCACAAUGUUUAAGUUGUGAUACUAAAUAAACACUAUUAAAAUCAGAAGAUACAGGAUUAUGGAUAUGUGAAUAAACAUGUUAAGAGAAACUAUCAGAUUAUCUAUGUUAAUCUUGUUUAUAUAUUAAUAAUACCUACAGAUGUUUAUAUUGUUUAGAUGGCUUUUAUGUUGACAUUUAGAGUGGUAGAUGUAAACCUUGUUCAGAAAAUAGUUUCUGUAAGGAAUGCUAUCGAUUUUCACUGAUUAGUAUUCAUAGAACUGAAUAUUAUUUAUAUACUGAAGAUGGUGAUGAUUAAAUCUAUGGUCCUUAUUGUUAUACUUGUAAUGCAGGAGAUAAUGAUAGAGGUCCCUUUUUAAACGAUGAUCUUAGAUAUUGUGAAAAAGGAGGACUAGCUUGUAAAUUAUUUUCUGCAAAGGGAAGCCAAGGAUAUUGUGAUGUCUGUAAUUAUUCUAAAUUGUCAAGUUCAAUCACUAGAUCAUCUUCACUCGAUCAUACUGAUUGUAUUGAAUGUCCUUAGUUUACUAUUGGAUGUCGUAUUAGAACAAAUGAAGAAAUUGCUUUAGUUAAUAAAUUUUUUAAUCCAACUCAUCAAAAAUAUUUUGAAUAUUCGAGAUUAGCCUUUAAUUGUUAAGCAGAAACAUCUUAUUAUUUAGAUACUAAUCUAGGUAGAUGCAUUUAAAAAAAAGAUGGCCACUAAUUUUGUGUUCGUUCUGAUAUUAUUGACUUAUAAGCUGAUUGUUCUCAUUAUGAAGAUGAUUUAGAUAAUAUUUGGAAAAUUAAUUCACAAUUUAGUGAUAUCACUUAAAAAAACACCACCAUUAAUCUAGAAGAAAAAAUAGAUAUUCUAGAAAGAAAUCAAUUAUAUAUUGAUUACAAUGAAAAAGUUGUUAGUAAAUUAAUUAUUAAUCUUAAAUUUAAAUAUGAUGCUGAUCCUAAAAAUAAUAAAUGCUAUUUUCAGAAAAACACUUUAUUCACAACUAAUUUUAGAAGAAAUGUAUUUACUUUAAAAGAAAUUGAACUUCAUAUUUCAGUUGAUAAUGCCCCUCAAACAGAAAGGAUUAAAUGGUUUGUUCAAAAUACUAUUUAUUUUGAAUAUUUUACUACUGUCAAAUUGAGUUAAAUAGAAAUAUUACCAGCUACUGAUUUAGAUCCAUUAAAUAUGUACUCUAAUAUUUAAAGAUAUGAUAAACCUUUUGGAUUUGAACUUAUUAAAAAUGAUGGUUCUAGAUUAAUCUUUGAAAAUGUUAAAAUUGGAAAUGGAUUAGCAGAAGAUCAUUAUCAAUCUUAUGAAUAUACUACACCUUAUAGUGAAACAUCUUAAAGUCUCAAAAAAUUCAAACCUUUUUACACUGUUCUACUAAAUACUUAUGAUAUCUAAUUUCAUAAUGUAUUUGUAAUGUCUUAAAAUUAUCUAUUAGGUAAGGAUAUUGCUUUCUAAGCCAAACCUUUUGGUCUCACUUAUGAUGAAGAUAUUAAACUACCUUAUUUCUCUAUAAUUUUAGAGAAUGUUAAAUUCUAUGAUUUCUCUCUUGAAAGUUAAGCUAUCUUGGAAUUAUAAGAUAUAACUUUGUUAACCUAACCUGAAUGGAAUUGUAAAAUCUAUUUGAAAAAUGUAUUCUUCAAUGAUACUUAUUUUAUCAAUGAUGGUGCAUUUUUGAGUACCUUACUCACACAAAAACCUACUGGUAUGAUUUUAAUAGAAAAUCUUAAUUUCGAUAAUGUUGAAUUCAACAACUCAAGAGGUAUAGUUAACUUUCAAACUAUGCAAAGAGUUUCAGUAUCUGGUUUUGAAAUGACCAAUAGUAGAGUUAAUUACACUACUCUAUUCUACAUCACAACAAUUGAUGUUAGUAAGGUGUAUGUAUAUAAUACUACUUUUACAUAUUUUGGGAAAAUAUUUGAGACUUAAUUUGACAUAAUGACAUGCAGAGCCAAUGAUGUUGAAUUUUCUGGUCUAAAACUAAAAUUUACAGAUUUAGAAUUUGUUUAAUUAAAUUGUCUAUAUCCUGCAUGUAUCAUGUUAUUAACAGCAAUUAAAAAUGAUUUUGAAUUGCCUCUGAAUAUUAGCAUGAAAAACAUCAUUGUUUAAUAGAUUUAGUCUGAUGGAUUCAAUGAGACGAUAGUAGAAGCUGCAACAAGUGCUGCUAUUUAAAUUUAAAAAUCAUAUACACUAUAAGUGGAAAAUUUUUAAAGUAUUGAGAAUUCAAAUUUGACAAUCUUUUAUACAGACUAAGUCUAGGAAAUUACAUUUAUAAAUUUAGUAUGUUCACAGAAGGAAGGGAUGACAAUACGUAAUAAUUAUUGCGUAUUUUUUAAUAAUUUUUACAGAAUGAUUAGAUUAAUAGAUGUUGAUCUAUUAAAUUUGAAUGGGAUUGAUAAUUCAUUUAUAGGGAUAUCAUCUUGGAGCAAUCUUGUAUACAAUACUAGUAGUGAAGAAUUUCAUGAACAGAUUACAAUCGAAAAUGUUAUUGUAUAAAAAUGCACAAUCACAACAACAGUAUUGGCAGUACCAUCAAGUGCCAUAUUAAUUGAUUCUACAUAAGAAUAAUCUGUUUUAAUAUCAAAUCUUUACUUUUAAGACAAUAUACAUUAUUCUGCAUCCUACUUGAAAGGAACAUUGAGACCUAGCAAUCCUACAUUUUUAAUCAGGAGUGUUGUUGGAUCCUUAAUAUUAAAGAACUCAUUUUGGAAGAAUAAUUUUGUAAAUGGAUUUGGAGCUGUAUUGUAUUUAGAAUGUGGAAAAUAGAUAGUGAAUAAUAUUACAAUGAUAAAUAGUAAUUAUGAUCCUACCUAGUUAAUUAAUCAUGAUCCAUUUACUUAUGAUAUAAAUAAAAUAGCAGAAGGUGGACAUAUAUUUAUGGCUGGUUUCAACAUAUAAUUAUUAAAUUCUUAAUUCAUAAAUUCAACUGCAAAAGUUGGAGGUGCUGUCUACUUAAAAGCAUUAAAAGAAGGGUAAGGAUAUGUAAAUAACACUGUAAUUAAAAAUGCUUAUACAUCAAUGGAUGUUGCAGUGGUUUCUAGAGGUGGUUGUAUCUAUGUGGAUUCAACAUAUUCUGCAUUGAAUUUAUUAAUGGAAUAUAUAGAAUUAAAUAAUUGUAUAGUUAGGGCAGAUGGAGGAGGAAUUUAUUUAAUAGCUUCAGAUCGUCAACAAAUUUUUACAAUUAAAAAUUCAUUAAUUACUAAUUGUUACGGAUUGAGUGGUACAUCUAUCAAAGUAAAAUUUGAUGAUCGAACUUAAUAGAUUCAGAAAACCAGAUUAUAAGAUGUGAAAGUAUCUGGUAAUUAUACAAAUGCUUUAAAUUUCUUUAGUAAUCUGAGUAAUUUUCAAAUUAUAGAAGAGUUUCUAUUAUUAAAAAGAUUGGCUGCUUUUGAAUAAAAUAAUGGUUAAUUUGACAUUUAGGAUAUUUAUAGUGAAGGAUUAUUUUUUUAUGGUUUAAUAUCAUUGGUGAAUCCAAAUCUAGUUAGAAUUAAUACAAUAGAAUCUUAACAUGGUGUAUUAUCAUACAGACCUUAUAUUGAGAUAAUAGAACCAUUAGUAAAUCCAAUAGAAAUUGAUUCAAUAUAGUUUCGUAAUAUUUCGUCAAUGAAUGUAAGUGUAAGUUGCACUGAGAUGAUACUCACAAAUGAGGAGAAUGCCUAUUGUAAGAUUUUACUAUCACGAGUUGAUUUUCCAGAAUAUGUAAUUAAUCCAGCAAUGAUGUUGAUAGACCAGAUUACUUAACAUACACCAUUGUUAUUAAGAAAUAUCUUUGUAAAUAGAGUGAUAUGUCUAGAGUGUUAUGGAGGACUAAUUUAGGUGAUGAGAGUAUCAAAUAGUGUGGUUAGAUAAUUAGUUUAGAUGAGUGCAUGCCGAUGUUCAAAUUCUUAGGCUGGAUAUUAUGGAUGUUAUAUGUUGUCAUCAGCAUAAUAUUAAAAAAUCUUAAAAAGUGAAGAUACAAGAAUAAAAAUUGAAUUUACUUCAUUACUAACCUUAGAAAAUAUUUAAAAAUAGACUGGUUUAAAAAAUAUUGGAAGAAGAUUAUUAUAAGAAUAAGUUUAUCCUUCUGAUUUCAAUUAUAUAGUUCCAUCUCCAACUUACCUAGCUCAUGUGGUGAUUGAUUCAAUGAAUAUUUAAUAUAUUAAAGCAUUUCAUGGAGGAGGUCUUUCAAUAUAUGGAUUAACAGUAAAUAUUACCAAUGCUUAUUGUACACAAUCAAUAGUAAUUGGAUAAGGUGGUUGUAUUUAUUAUGAAGCUAUACCUAAAGAUGGUAGAGUUGUUUAUUAAAGAAUUAAUAUAGCUACUAGUGUAUUUUUCAGGAAUAAUGCAAGUAUUGGUGGAGCUGUAAGAGUGAAAGAGAGUGGAAUGAAUUUGUGGAAUAAAACAGGAAACACUAUGCUUUAGAAUUAUGCUAUCUUAUAUGGAGAUGAUGUUGCAGAAUAUCCAACUCAUUUAGGAAUUCUAAUUGAUGGGAAAUUAUAACAAUCAAGUAAUCUAAAUAAAAACACUGGUUGGCUUCAUUAUCCUUUAGUUAUUAAAAGUGGUUAAUUGAUGUCAGACUUUGAAAAUCAAACUGUAUUAUUAGUUUAUCUAAAUUAAAAUGAAGAAAUCAUUAAAUAUUAGUUCGAAGCUUAAGCUUUAAUGAGUUCAAACAUUACAGAUUCUAUUUAAGGAGAAUCUCUUAGAGUAUUCAAUCUAGAUCAGUAAGGAUUUGUUUAUUCAAAUCUAUAAAUUCUAUUUGAUCCAUAUUAAAACACUACUCUUGAUGUUACUUUAAAUAGUUCCCUAGUGAAUAUUCCUAAUUAUUAUUCUGAAUAUCCAUAUUAAUUAAUGGGAUUUGAUACUGGAUAUACACUCUAAGCAAGAGUAAGAUCUGUUGAAUGUGACAGAGGAGAAGCUUAUAAUCCUUAAUAAGGUUCUUGUAAUCCUUGUCCUAUUGGUUAAUAUGUUUUAGUCUAUAAAGGGAUUUGUAAAUAAAUAAAUGAAGAUUCUAUGAAUUUCACUGUUAGAAAUAAAAUUAGUAUGAAACAAUCUUAUUGGAGACCUGAUCAUCUUAAUGAUAAAGCUGAAAAAUGCAAAAAUAAACCUAUUAAUUGUUUUGGAGGAUAUAAUGUUGGAAAUGAUGUAUGUCUUGAAGGAACUAUUGGAGCUUUGUGUGAAGAAUGUGAUAUUCAUGGGGCUUUCUGGGGUUCUAAAUAUAGUAAUUCUGCUAAAUAUGAAUGUGGUACUUGUUAAGAUAAAACCAGAAAUUUAAUUAUGAUUAUAUUCUUAUCAAUCUUCACUUUGUAUACAACAAUCUCUUCAGUUGAUGCAAAUAAAGAGAGAAUACGAAAUUGGAUACUUUAUGGUAUUUUUGCUAAAUUUGGAUGGGCAUCAUCUUAAUCUGCAAGUGGGAAUGUUGCAGUUCUCAUGAAAAUCUUAAAUAAUCAUACAUAGAUUUUAUCAAUUCUUUCAGGAUUCUAAAUUUAAAUACCAAAUGAGGCAGUAGAUUCAGUAAAUACAGUAAGUAUGCCAGCUAAAACAGUGGGAAAUUCUUUAGAUUGUUUUUUAGAAGAAGACUCAUGGGGCAUAGAUUUAAUUUACUUUCGUAUUAUUUGGUCAUUAAUAAUGUAAAUAAUUUACAUAAUUGCAAUAUUUAUUUUGAUGUUUAUUAGGGAUGGACGAAAAGAGGAUUUCAAAAUUUUAAAUAACUUAUAUACAAUGAUUAUUUACUUGUUUCUUUUAUUAUAACCUAACUACAUUAUGGAAUUUAUGACUUUAAUUUCAAGUCGUUAAAUAUCUGGUAACUUUUAUAUAAUGGCUAAUGUUUCAUAUAGAUAUGAUACUUUCAAACAUGAUUAAUGGAUGGCAGGUUUUGGAGUACCUGGUUUAGUUGUUUGGUUAAUUAUAUUACCUAUAGCAUUCUGGUAUCCCUGCUAUUUAGGAGCAUAAUAAAUGAAAUUAGAUUCUAUCAUUUUUAGUCGUUCUUGGAGUUUCUUUUAUUAAGAAUAUAGAAGAGAUAGAUAUUACUGGGAAUUCAUUAAAAUAUUCUAUCGUUCUCUUAUUAGUGUAUUAAUAUGCUAUUUUCAAGAGGAAAUCAUUGUUAAAGUAUUUAUUCUUAAUUAUUAUUCUUUUAGGGAAUACUAUCAUUUUUUGUUGUAUAUGCAUAUUAUGGACUGAGUAUUCAUUUCAAUCCUUAUAAUCUAAAAGCAUAAAAUUAUUUAGAUCAACUAUCUACUGUAAUACUUUCACUCUCUUUAGUAAUAGGAGUGUUUCUUUAUAGAACUAUUGAUAUAGAUUUCUUUGGUUUAACUUAUGCAGGAUAUGCAGUUAUUGCUUUAUUAAAUGCAAUUUUCUUAUUGUUAUUCUUUUUAUAUCUGUUCGAGGACAAAAUAAAAGAAUUAUCACCAAAGAUAGAUCAGAUUAGAGAUUAAAUCAAUCUCAGAUAUCCACAUCUUUAACAUAAUCCUCGUUUUAGACCAUUUCUUAUAAAUCAUUCUUAGUUAAAUCAUAAGGCUAGAAUGUUAUGGACACAAUUAAGCAAAGUUGUCAAUUAAAGUAUAAAUAAUUGGAGAUUAGAUAAAUCUAAACCAUUAGUCUUUUAGAGAUAGUAAAAUAUUAAUUUUAUUUUUAGUGUUGAGACUCCUGCUAGUGAAUACAAUAAUAAGAUCAAUAAAAUACAUUAAGAAUUUGACUCAUAAUACGAGGGAUUGUGUUUAAUAUAAUCAAAGGAGCUAGUUGAACAUUCUGAAUAAUAGAAUUAAAUAAAUGAAAAUAAAUGAUCCUCGC
This is a messenger RNA of Paramecium sonneborni, 8273 nucleotides long. The record is from the annotation of a GenBank genome assembly. Lineage: Eukaryota; Ciliophora; Oligohymenophorea; Peniculida; Parameciidae.